AUGACGCCAGCCGUUCCCGAGACAUCAAGCUCCAGUAUAGACCUGAAGAUCAAGCGUCGCCGUGAGCGUGGUCGAAGGGCACAGAGCGCCUUCAGGAAGCGCCAGGCACAGGCAAAAUUUGAUCUCGGGACCGAGAACAGCCGAUUGAGGGAGGCUCUGCAAACAAUCCUGGACGAGGUCCAGGCAGACGAUCGACCUGAACUUGUUGCCAAAAUCCGGGAAGCAGCGAGCCUACUGGAGGGACUGUCAUCUUCCGACCAGACCCAGGAGACUGAAAGUUCCGUCGAGGUUGCCCAGAGUCGGAGCGGCGCCAACUCAGUUAUCGACUCCUUACAGUCGACUUAUCUGGGAUCGGGCAGCGAGCCCGACAGCGACAAUGACAUGCAGCGACUAUCCCGGCAAGUCCAACUAGUGGCAGCAUAUUCCGAAUCUGGUCUCAUGGACCGGCAACGAAUGGAGAUUAUAAAUGACCCACUCCAGCGAGUGGCCUGUGACAGUUGGCUUGGUACCAUCCUUCCUUUUCUAGGGUCUGGGGCAUUUACCCUUGCCGGUCGGAUUUUCUGGCGCUUGACAGCUCAUUGGGAGGCGAUGACCAACAUGCACCAAGUCGUACAACUGCCAGCACGCUUGCCUGCAGUCCCCAUCCAGAGUACUCAGUGGCCAAGCCUCAGGGAUCUGAUGUACGGUUCAGUCUACCAGGACCUACAUGAGUUCGACGUCGAAAGCUGGAAAGAUUCUGUUUCUUCCCGCCUGAGCUAUAGCCAUGGCCACGGCAUUCUACCCAUACAUGACUCAAAGACUCGCAACAAAACACCAGUUCGCUGGCUCACCCCGACCGAGGUGGAACAGCGUAUACGUUACGCUGUGGGCAACGAGGUGUUUGCCGUCCUUACCCAGCCGACGUUAGAGCGGUGGGAAAAGUCUGGCGACGUGUUUGCAUUCAAACACGGCCCGGAGGGUUCCGCCAGGAAGGAGAUGGCCGACGGCGAAGACCUAGUCGAUGCCUUGCUGGACUGGGUAGUGGCCAACUACACGUGUUUUGGCGACGGGCCACGGUGGAGUCUGAGACAGUUCGACGAGGGUCUCAGGGAGUGGUGUCUGAGAGCGACGGCAAGGGCAACGGUUCCUUCCCCGGACAAGUGA
Messenger RNA from Microdochium trichocladiopsis, 1143 nucleotides. RefSeq lists its product as uncharacterized. The coding region runs from base 1 to 1143 and encodes 380 amino acids. NCBI's taxonomy places the organism in Eukaryota, Fungi, Ascomycota, Sordariomycetes, Xylariales, Microdochiaceae. The transcript has 2 exons. The record is from RefSeq and is a predicted model, not a curated record.